AGAUGUCUCCCAAGCUAUACCCCAAUGUCAAAAAUAUAAUUUUAGGUUAGAGCAUUAUGAAAUUUAUAAUUUAUCAAAAAUAGUUUUAAAAUAAAAUGAAUAAAACAAUUAUAAACAAAAUAAAACCGUUUUACAGAAGUUGUUUCGACAAAGGGUAUUUAGUAUGUAAUAAAAAGUCUAUGUGCACACAGAAAAAUGCUAUCGAUAAAUCAUUUAAAGAGAAAAUCAACAAUGGCCCGAAUUUGCUACAUUUUCUUAAAAACAAUCAACAAAAAGAAGUAACAUGUCAACAAUAUGAUUACGAAGAUGUACCUUAUGUUGUUAAUUUAUCUAAUAAACCGAGAAAAGUGUAUUUUGAUGUAUACGGAUGCCAGAUGAACGUGAACGACACUGAAAUUGUUUAUUCGAUCUUAAAAGAUAAUAAUUUUGAACGUACAUUAGAUAUCGUCGAAGCUGAUGUUGUUCUAAUAAUGACUUGUGCUAUUAGAGACAGCGCGGAAGAAAAAAUUUGGGGACGACUCAGAUUUAUGAAAGGCAUAAAACAAUCUCGUAAAAAAGAUCGACCAAAGUUAAAAAUAGGAAUAUUAGGAUGUAUGGCUGAGAGACUUAAAGAAAAGGUUUUAGAAAAGAAUUCUUUGGUUGAUGUAGUAGCCGGUCCUGAUAGCUACAGGCAUCUUCCUAGGUUAUUAAGUCUAACAGAAAAUGAUCAAAAAUCUAUAAAUGUCGUUUUAUCAUUCGAAGAAACAUAUGCAGACAUAGCACCUGUUCGAUUGAAUGAAAAUUCGAUAUCUGCUUUUGUGUCUAUAAUGAGAGGCUGUGAUAACAUGUGUACUUAUUGUAUAGUACCGUUUACUAGAGGAAGGGAGAGAUCGCGACCUAUAACAUCUAUUUUACGUGAAGUAGAAUAUUUAUCUAAACAAGGUGUAAAAGAAGUUACAUUACUCGGUCAAAAUGUUAAUAGUUACAGGGAUACUUCCGUAGAUAAUAAAUUAGAUAAUAUAACCAGUUUAGCUAACGGUUUCAAAACUGUAUAUAAACCUAAAAAAGGCGGUCUCAGAUUUGCAGAUCUACUUGAAGAAGUCGCUAAAGUAGAUCCUGAAAUGAGAAUUAGAUUCACUUCACCGCAUCCAAAGGAUUUUCCCGAUGAAGUUUUAGAGGCAAUACAUUCACAUCGAAACAUAUGUAAAUACUUACACAUGCCUGCUCAAUCUGGUAGUACUGCCGUUUUGGAUAGAAUGAGAAGAGGUUACACUAGAGAAGCUUAUAUAGAGUUAAUCAAACAUAUACGUAAUAUGAUACCAGAUGUUGCUUUGAGUUCGGAUUUUAUUUGUGGGUUUUGUGGAGAAACCGAUGAAGAAUUUGAAGAAACUCUAUCACUUAUUGACGAAAUCAAAUAUAAUACAGCUUUCCUUUUUGCUUAUAGUAUGAGGGAAAAAACUACAGCUCAUAGGAGGUAUAAAGAUGAUGUUCCAGCAGAAAUUAAACAAUAUAGGUUGAAAAAAAUGAUAGAAACGUUCAGGAGAAACGCGGAAAAGAUAAACCAAUCCCAGAUAGGAAAGAAUCAAAUUGUUUUAAUCGAAGGUAUUAGUAAACGAUCUACAAAAUUUUUACAAGGACGAAACGAUCAAAAUAUUAGAGUUAUUAUACCACCGAUGAAAGUUCCUUAUCAGAAUGGAGAUUCCUUGAAGAAUAUAAAUCGAGGAGAUUAUGUAGUAGUUCGAGUGAAUGAAGCUAAUUCGCAAACGUUAAGAGCUGUUCCUUUGUAUCUAACUAAUCUUCGGAAUAGUUAAAAAUAGAAUUAGAAAAUAAAAUGUUUUAUCGAUGAAAA
This is a messenger RNA of Diorhabda carinulata, 1828 nucleotides long. Its product is annotated as CDK5RAP1-like protein. The coding region runs from base 96 to 1790 and encodes 564 amino acids. The record is from RefSeq and is a predicted model, not a curated record. NCBI's taxonomy places the organism in Eukaryota, Metazoa, Arthropoda, Insecta, Coleoptera, Chrysomelidae. The transcript is spliced from 3 exons. Gene Ontology annotation, biological process: negative regulation of cyclin-dependent protein serine/threonine kinase activity; tRNA modification. Gene Ontology annotation, molecular function: 4 iron, 4 sulfur cluster binding; tRNA-2-methylthio-N(6)-dimethylallyladenosine(37) synthase activity. Gene Ontology annotation, cellular component: cytosol; mitochondrion.